Messenger RNA from Saccostrea echinata, 1470 nucleotides. Its product is annotated as zinc finger protein 273-like. The record is from RefSeq and is a predicted model, not a curated record. Lineage: Eukaryota; Metazoa; Mollusca; Bivalvia; Ostreida; Ostreidae. Bases 1 to 1470 code for a protein of 489 amino acids. The transcript has a single exon.
AUGGACAAUAAGGGAGCUAUAUCUCCGGGAUCGGAAAAAGAAAAUUCCUGCCGAAAACCGAAAUUGUCCUUUUCUAUAGAAAAUUUGAUAGAAACGACAUCUACAGAAAAUGCCUCCAAAGAUGCCGAAAUAACGUCAGCUCAUGAUGAGCAUAACGAAAAUAAUCACAGGGACACAAAAGAAAAGACAUGGACACCUAAACAAAAUCAUUCCGCAGAUCAACAACGUAGAAUACCCCAAACAAUGCUGCAUAGAGCAGAGGACGAAUGGAUAGAAAGUGGGACUACCUAUAGAAAGAGAAAAACGGACUAUCUGAGGACAAUCCAAGAACAGAGUGCCGCAAUGUUGGGAUACGGUCCGGUUGUGCAUCCCGCGUUUCUUUAUGGAAGAAUGUCGGUGGAGGAGUACCAAGCGUAUCUUUUCCGAAAUUAUUCACUGCUACAGCAGCAAAUGUCCCCUCUGCCUUCGCGGGACCAUGCAUUUGAAUGGCUAAGAUCUACCGGUGUUUCCAGAUACCACAACUCUCUGAAAAGUAAAAGUUUCGAUGGUCCAACGUCAGACGCAAAACAACGCGAUUUUUUAAAAAGAAGGACAGAGGCCAAGAACGAGGCAGUUGUAAUUGACGACAUCAAAUCAUAUACUGACCAAUCAACUCAAGAAAAAGACAGUGAAAAAAGUGAUAAUGUUUCGAACAACAAACAGAAGAAACCAGCGAUAAAAAAUAACAAGACUUUUACAUGUCCAGAGUGUGGGAAAGUGUUCAAUGCUCAUUACAACCUCACCCGGCAUAUGCCCGUCCACACCGGCGCCCGGCCCUUCGUCUGCAAAAUUUGCGGGAAAGGCUUCCGACAAGCAAGUACGCUAUGUCGUCAUAAAAUUAUCCAUACUUCGGAAAAGCCUCACAAAUGCAGUACAUGCGGGAAAGCCUUUAACAGGAGCUCUACCCUCAACACACACAUGCGAAUUCAUAUGGGCUACAAACCAUUUCAAUGCGAGUUCUGUGGAAAAGGCUUUCAUCAGAAAGGAAAUUACAAGAACCAUAAACUUACCCACAGCACGGAAAAGCAGUACAAAUGUAGCAUUUGCAACAAGGCUUUCCAUCAGAUAUACAACCUGACUUUCCACAUGCAUACCCAUAAUGACAAAAAGCCAUUCACAUGUCACAUGUGUGGAAAAGGUUUCUGCCGAAAUUUCGACUUGAAGAAGCACAUGCGAAAGCUCCAUGAUGGAAGUCAGAUUCCAGGCCCCUCCUCAUCCCCUGCUGCCGUGAAUGUCUCUGCUAGUACUCAGAUGUUGAGGAAUGGGGGCAUUUAUCCUCUAGCAAACAACGGACAGACUUCUAUGGUCAGCAACCGUUCGGCCUUUUUCGGACAUUCAGCUCCUGUGAGUUGUCAAAGGAAUAUUUUUUCUAAUUAUUUAUUGGGGUCUGCCAAUGCAGAUUUUCUGCACAAGUUCUCGUCAUACAUAUAG